This is a messenger RNA of Hyaena hyaena (striped hyena), 752 nucleotides long. RefSeq names its product transmembrane and coiled-coil domains 2 (gene TMCO2). The record is from RefSeq and is a predicted model, not a curated record. The transcript is spliced from 2 exons. Bases 104 to 661 code for a protein of 185 amino acids. Gene Ontology annotation, cellular component: nucleus. Lineage: Eukaryota; Metazoa; Chordata; Mammalia; Carnivora; Hyaenidae.
AGUGGCUCCAGAGCACCUUGGCUCCAAGGCCUCCCUCCGUAGCCCAUAUCUAGAUUCCUGAAACCUCUCCACAUGUAGUUCCUGGAGCUGCUGUCUUACCAAAAUGUCAACAUCUUCGUCUUCAUCUUCUGUCUGGGGCAACCUCAUCGAAUAUCUUUCUCUGAGCUCAGUAUGGAAUUGGCUACAAGCAACUCUUCUGGGAGAGACUAGUCCCCCUCAGCAAACAAAUUUUGGAAUACUAGAUACUCUUGCUCCAACCGUGCAAGUUAUCCUGGGGAUUUCCUUUUUGCUUUUGUUGGGAGUAGGAGUAUAUGCCUUAUGGAAACGAAGUGUUCGGUCAAUUCAGAAAAUAUUGUUGUUUGUAAUCACACUCUACAAACUUUACAAGAAGGGCGCAGAAUUUUUUCAGGCUUUGCUGGUCAACCCAGAAGGGACCAAUCUGCCAAUUCAAGACAACAAUUUCUUCCUGUCCUUGGGCCUGCAAGAGAGAAUUUUGAAAAAACUUCAGAUGGUGGAAAACAAAGUGAAGGACCUGGAGGGGAUGAUCAUUUCCCACAAACCUACCACGAAGAGGGAUUGCUCCUCUGAGCCCUAUUGCAGCUGUUCUGACUGCCAAAGUCCCUUGCCAACCUCAGGGUUUACUUCCACAUCUGAAAUGUGAUGGACUCCACAAUGUUUUCCAGAAAAGCACUGUUUUUUCCCUCAUGCGUGUGGUGGUGUAUCAAUAAAGAUAGAGAACUAUAUUGAAAUUA